UGAAGAGGUAGGAUAUAUUUAUUAGUUGUCAAAGUGGAAUAGAAGAAUAAGAUUAGACUUUUUUUCUAGCACGGGCAAUCCUAUUGAAUAAUAUGGAUGGCUUAUCAAAUAUUCAUAUAAACUAAAAGUAUUUAUUUAUCUUGGAUUAUAUAGGCUAUCAAAGACUUCUUUAACAUGUUUGGAGGAGGGGACGUUCUCCAACCAUUGUAGCAGGCACGAAUUCUGGUUUGGAUUGGGUUGGACCAAUUAAAUUUUGGCUAAUCCUAAAAGAAAUGUCCUUUUGACCCAUCCCAGCCCAGGUCUUCGAUUUCUACAAAUAAUUCAAACAAAGUUUUGUCCAAAAAGCAACAGAAUGAAUCUUUGCCCCAAUUUUUUCCGCAAGUUUAGAUGGAUUCACUCUUGCAGAUGGCUUCCUCCUCCACUAACUCACAAGCUUCACACACCAAUCCGAUUCACUUCAAAUCAAACUCACCACCAAAACCAAAAACUAGUCUUCGAUUUCAAGGCAUACAUGCUCGAAAAGAUAGCCGCCGUGAACGCGGCGCUCGACGCCGCGCUCCCGCUGCGCCACCCGGCCAAGCUCCACGAAGCGAUGCGCUACUCCCUCCUCUCCGGCGGCAAGCGCGUCUGCCCCAUCGUCUGCCUGGCGGCGUGCCGCCUCGUCGGCGGCGAAGACGCGGCGGCCAUGCCAUCGGCCUGCGCGCUGGAGAUGAUCCACGCCAUGUCCCUGAUCCACGACGACCUCCCUUGCAUGGACGACGACGACCUCCGCCGCGGCCGCCCCUCUAACCACAAGGUCUUCGGGGAGCCAGCAGCGGUCCUCGCUGGGUACGCGCUCAUUGCGAGCGCGUUCGAGCAUAUCGCCACCGCCACCGAAGGCGUGCCGGCGGAGAGAACCCUCCGCGUCAUCGGCGAGGUGGCGCGGCUGAUUGGCGCCGAGGGGGUGGUGGCGGGGCAGGUCGUAGAUCUGCGAAGCGGCGGCGGCGGAGAUGACGUAGGAUUGGAGAAAUUGGAGUACAUCCACGUGCACAAGACGGCGGCGGCGGUGGAGGCGGCGGCGGUUGCGGGGGCGGUGCUAGGCGGCGCGUGCGAGGAGGAGAUCGGGAAUGUGAGGAUAUACGCGAGGCGCGCGGGGCUGAUGUUUCAGGUGGUGGAUGAUGUACUGGAUGUGACGAAAUCGACGGAGGAGCUGGGGAAGACAGCGGGGAAGGACGUCGCCACCGGUAAGGCGACCUAUCCGAAACUCAUCGGAGUGGAGAAGUCCAGGGAGGUGGCGGAGAAUUUGAAGAGGGAAGCGCAGGAGCAGCUGCUUGGAUUUGAAAGGGGGAGGGCGGCGCCAUUGAUGGCGCUGCUUGAUUUUAUUGCUUACAGAGAUAAAUGAAUAAUAUAGUACAAGAUGUUGGAUCACUUUGUUUUAAUAAUAUGGGCAGAGCAGAGGCAAUCGAGAUAAGUUGUUGACA
Messenger RNA from Salvia miltiorrhiza (redroot sage), 1460 nucleotides. RefSeq names its product geranylfarnesyl diphosphate synthase, chloroplastic-like. The transcript is spliced from 2 exons. Bases 353 to 1381 code for a protein of 342 amino acids. Gene Ontology annotation, molecular function: geranylgeranyl diphosphate synthase activity. Lineage: Eukaryota; Viridiplantae; Streptophyta; Magnoliopsida; Lamiales; Lamiaceae. Gene Ontology annotation, biological process: isoprenoid biosynthetic process. The record is from RefSeq and is a predicted model, not a curated record.